AUGUCGUACUACUCUCGUCGAAACCGCGACGCUCAGGCAGCUCCUCCCGCCGCGGCCUCCAAAAAGGUGCCCAUUGAAAAGAGCCAGCAGCUGCUCAAAUCUCUGCUCCGAGAAUCCGACAACAAGGUCUGCGCAGACUGCAAAACUGCCACCCAUCCUCGAUGGGCAAGCUGGAACCUCGGGUGCUUCAUUUGCAUCAGAUGUUCCGGAAUCCACAGAGGAAUGGGAACUCACAUUUCCAGAGUGAAAUCCGUUGAUCUCGAUGCGUGGACAGAGGAACAGCUCGCAAGCAUGAUGAAGUGGGGAAACACCCGGUGCAACAUGUUCUGGGAGGCCAAGCUCCCCAAGGGCCACGUCCCUGACGACAACAAGAUUGAGAAUUUCAUUCGAACCAAAUACGACAUGAAGAAGUGGGCCGCAUCCACCACAGUGCCCGACCCCGAUACCCUUGGUGGAGCUAGCCAUGCUGCUGCCCCCGUGCAGGCACCCCCUAAGGACACUAAAAUUGCAGGACCCCCUCAGGUCACCAAGAAGGCUCCUGCCACUCAGCAAUCGUCGCUCAUUGGACUUGAUUUCGACGAGCCCCAGCAGCACCAGCACAAGCCCGCUCAACUACAGCAGCCGCAGCAGACCCAGAAGAAUGACGACUUCCUUUCUUUUGCCCAGUCACCCCCUCAGACACAACAGCAGUCUCCCCAGCAGCAUCAGCAGAGCCCUCCUCAGCAACAGUUCCAGGCGCAACAGCCCUUCCCAUCGGCUUCUGCCCCUGACAGCUCGCGACCUGACCUGAAGAAGUCCAUUCUGUCGCUCUAUGCCAACUCACGACAGGCACCCGUGGUUCAACAGCAGCAGCAGCAGCAGCAGUUUCAACAGCAGCAGUUCCAAGCUCAGCAGCAAUUCCAACAGCAGCAACCACAGUUCCAGCAGCAACAGGGAGGGGACUUUGGAGGUUUUGGAAACAUGCAGCAACAGACCAACAGCGGUUUUGGGAACAUGCAACAGGCUAACAGCGGAUUUGGCGGGUUUGGUGGAGCUCCUCAGCAGCAGAACAACGCUCACAACGACUGGGCCGAUGCCGCCGCUCCCAAGAAGCAGGAGGAUGACGUUUUUGCCAACGUCUGGAAAUAA
This is a messenger RNA of Yarrowia lipolytica CLIB122, 1128 nucleotides long. RefSeq lists its product as uncharacterized. The record is from RefSeq and is a predicted model, not a curated record. Gene Ontology annotation, molecular function: sequence-specific DNA binding; metal ion binding; GTPase activator activity. Lineage: Eukaryota; Fungi; Ascomycota; Dipodascomycetes; Dipodascales. Gene Ontology annotation, cellular component: cytoplasm. Gene Ontology annotation, biological process: regulation of DNA-templated transcription.